AUGAAAGCUCAUCAGAAAUGUCAGAUUAGGAUUCCCCUGAGAAUUCUAAUAAGUUUAUUAUUGUGGUUGUUGUUGUUGUCGACGUCCAUCAACGCUCAAGACUUGAACGACAAUGAUGAUCCUUUAGGAGACCAAGACAACGAGCCAUUGCUGGAUAACGACAACAAUGAUGUCGAUGGUUUGUCAGGCAAUGAGGAGGAUGGUGAAGCUCCGUGGAAUAAUGACAAUAAUGACAGUGACGGUUUCAACGACGGCAUUCCAUCCAUGGCCCCUACCAUUAGUGCCAGGCCUUCAAUUCCUGCAUUGGGAAUAGACGGAGACGGUAUUCCGUCACUGUCGCCAACCAGUGGUGGUGGUGAUGAUCAAUCAUUCAUGAAACCGACUGCUUUUGGAUUUGACGAUCUUGAUGGCAAUGGUGAUGGUAAUGGUGAUGGCAAUGACGUUGGUGGUGACAAUGAUUCAGAUGGCGGGGAUGCAUCCGACGCGACACCAUCCAUGGCACCAUCCAAGUCACUGUAUCCGUCUCAAUCGUAUACAUGGCCGGACGACGCCGAGAAUUCCCCAUCCGUGUCGUCACCACAGCCAUCCGGCGCUGAUGUCCUCCAUGUGAAUCCAACCUUUUCCCUUCAACCGUCCUCACUUCCUCCGCACCAUUCGGUAGCACCGCAUCAUACCUAUGGUCCUCAUGCUGCUAGUGGUGGUGGAAAUCAUACUGGCAAUUCGAAUUCUAAUUCUAAUUCUACUGAUGGUGGCAAUCACACUGAUAGUGAUAAUAUUGAUAAUGCUGGUAACCACACUACUGGUAAUAACACUGGCAAUCAUACGACUGACACUGGUGGAAGCGAUCAUCAAUCAGGAGGAGGAGGAGGAGGAGGAGGGGGCAGUGGUACCAAUAAUCACCAAUCAGGAUCCGGCAGUGCUGGUACCAAUAAUCAUCAACAGGGAUCCGGCAGUGCUGGUACCAAUACUCAUCAACAGGGAUCCGGUAAUCAUCAAGGUGGUGGUGGUGGUGGUGGUGGCAGCCGUGACAAACAUGGUCCAACUCACAAACACCAUAAUGGCGGUGGGGGUGCUGGCAGCAGUAUUGGCAAGGAUGAUGUGGAAAGCAUGACCUUACCGAUUGUCAUUUUCUCCGGAAUUGUGGUCUUGUCGGGUGCCUUUUUUGUGGCCCAACGCUACAAGCAACGGCGACAUUUUUCGCAAGUCCAAGGGGACGACAUGAAUUGGGAUUUGGAAUUGUCGACCUAUCGACCGGGAUUGACGUAA
Messenger RNA from Cylindrotheca closterium, 1266 nucleotides. NCBI's taxonomy places the organism in Eukaryota, Bacillariophyta, Bacillariophyceae, Bacillariales, Bacillariaceae. The record is from the annotation of a GenBank genome assembly.